This is a messenger RNA of Sphaeroforma arctica JP610, 378 nucleotides long. RefSeq lists its product as hypothetical. Bases 1 to 378 code for a protein of 125 amino acids. The record is from RefSeq and is a predicted model, not a curated record. The transcript is spliced from 2 exons. NCBI's taxonomy places the organism in Eukaryota, Ichthyosporea, Ichthyophonida.
AUGAAAAACCUGGCCUACCGGUCGCCGGAAAUCCUCUACAACCUGGACUGUACUAACCGUGACCCACACAUACCUGACCCGGAGCAGCCGAUUGACGAGUACAACUUCACCGGUUUGGAGUACACAGCUGCUGAUGGCACCGAGCUGUCGCCAUCUAUUGACCUUCUCCACGGACGACAGCCGCUUUCACCAACCGGUGUACCUUCUGGAAGGCGUACGGAACGGCUUCGAAAUUUCCUCACGGCACCGGCCCUGAAGAAUCGGAAGAAACUGGUCUCGUUGCUUGUCAUGCUAUCCUGGUGGUCAGGGAUGAUCCCACAGUAUGCCCGGACCAUGGAUUCACUCACCCGGCUAACGAAGAAGAACUCCGUGUUUUAA